Messenger RNA from Ochotona curzoniae (black-lipped pika), 3415 nucleotides. It is a transcript of the gene GNS, whose product is annotated as glucosamine (N-acetyl)-6-sulfatase. The transcript is spliced from 14 exons. The coding region runs from base 125 to 1798 and encodes 557 amino acids. Gene Ontology annotation, biological process: glycosaminoglycan metabolic process. Lineage: Eukaryota; Metazoa; Chordata; Mammalia; Lagomorpha; Ochotonidae. The record is from RefSeq and is a predicted model, not a curated record. Gene Ontology annotation, molecular function: N-acetylglucosamine-6-sulfatase activity; glycosaminoglycan binding.
CUGACCCCGGCCCCCGGCCUUCUCGCCACAACCCGUUCUCCGUGCGGCACUCUGUCCUGUCGCCCUUCGCUGCCCUGCGCGUCCCUCCACCCCGACCCGGGGUUUGCCCGGAGCCCUGUCCGCCAUGCGGCUCGUGCCUCUGGCUCCAGGUGGGCCCCGGCGUGGCGGCCCCGGCCACCUGCCUUGCUGCGGCCGUGCUCUGUGCCUGCUGCUCCUGCUGCUGUUGCUGCUGGGCAGCUGCUUGCAGGUCUCCGGGCGGACGACUGGCUCUCGGAGGCCCAACGUGGUGCUGCUCCUCACCGACGACCAGGACGAAGUGCUCGGCGGCAUGACUCCACUGAAGAAAACCAAGGCUCUCAUCGCAGAGAUGGGGAUGACUUUCUCCAGUGCUUAUGUGCCAAGUGCUCUCUGCUGCCCCAGCAGGGCCAGCAUCCUGACGGGGAAGUACCCGCACAAUCAUCACGUUGUUAACAACACGUUGGAGGGGAACUGCAGUAGUACAUCCUGGCAGAAGAUCCAAGAACCACACACAUUCCCAGCAAUUCUCAGGUCCAUGUGUGGCUAUCAGACCUUUUUUGCAGGGAAAUACUUGAAUGAGUACGGAGCCCCUGAUGCAGGUGGACUGGAACACGUUCCUCUGGGCUGGAGUUACUGGUACGCUCUGGAAAAGAACUCUAAAUACUACAAUUAUACCCUGUCUAUCAACGGGAAGGCACGGAAGCAUGGUGAGAACUACAGCACAGACUACCUCACAGACGUGCUGGCCAAUGUCUCCUUGGACUUCCUGGACUACAAGUCCAACUCCGAGCCGUUCUUCAUGAUGAUCUCCACUCCAGCACCCCAUUCACCAUGGACAGCUGCACCUCAGUACCAGAAGGCCUUCCAAAAUGUCCUUGCCCCAAGAAACAAGAACUUCAACAUCCAUGGAACGAACAAGCACUGGUUAAUUAGACAAGCCAAGACGCCAAUGACUAAUUCUUCAAUACAGUUUUUAGAUAAUGCUUUUAGGAAAAGGUGGCAGACUCUGCUUUCAGUUGAUGACCUUGUAGAGAAGCUGAUUAAGAGACUGGAGUUCACUGGCGAGCUCAACAAUACCUACAUCUUUUAUACCUCAGACAACGGCUACCACACAGGACAAUUUUCAUUACCAAUAGACAAACGACAGCUGUAUGAGUUUGACAUCAAAGUUCCACUAUUGGUUCGAGGGCCUGGAAUCAAACCAAAUCAGACUAGCAAGAUGCUUGUCGCCAACAUUGACUUAGGCCCUACUAUUUUGGACAUUGCUGGCUAUAACCUGAAUAAGACGCAGAUGGAUGGGAUGUCCUUAUUGCCCAUUUUGACAGGGGCCAGUAACUUGACCUGGAGAUCAGAUGUCCUGGUGGAGUACCAAGGAGAAGGCCGUAACGUCACCGACCCAACGUGUCCCUCCCUAAGUCCUGGAGUUUCUCAAUGUUUCCCAGACUGUGUGUGUGAAGAUGCCUACAACAACACCUAUGCCUGUGUGAGGACCAUGUCGGCACUGUGGAACCUGCAGUACUGCGAGUUUGACGACCAGGAGGUGUUUGUGGAAGUUUAUAAUCUGACUGCAGACCCUGACCAGAUCACUAACAUCGCUAAAAGCAUUGACCCAGAGCUCUUAGGAAAGAUGAACUACCGCUUGAUGAUGCUACAGUCCUGCUCCGGGCCAACCUGUCGUACUCCAGGAGUUUUUGACCCUGAGUACAGGUUUGACCCUCGUCUCAUGUUCAGCCAUCACGGCAGCAUCAGAACUAGAAGGUUUUCAAAACAUCUCCUGUAGCGACUGCAGCCGGCCUCUGCCGUGGGACCCUGCACCCUUCUCUCUGGAGUGGCUGUAGUAGAUGUCUAACUAGUCAAGACCAUGCCUGGAAGAGUUCCUGAACUGCCUUUGUUUCAAGUCCUGUUGGAAAAAACAACCCAAUCAGCUGACUUCCUUGUGUAACCUGUGAAACUGUGAACUCUGCCCACCCUCUUCCCUUAGCUGACGGACCCUCCUGGGGCUUUGUUCUCACCAUAUCCUUUCUGUACUGGGACCUCCGUUCUUGAGUGUUCCCUGUGUGGUCAGAGUCUGAAUUUAUAAAUCCAUUCAGAUAAAUGGCAAUACUUAAGGGGGUGGGGGAGGGUUGGGAAGGAAGUUUUUGUAACAUAGCUGGACCCAAAGCCAAAAGAUCCGUAUAACAUUUCAUAUUGAGCACCUCACUAUAAAAAUCCCUAACAUUACAUGGCUUGGACAGUAACCGUGAGAGCAGAAGCAUCAGGACACUUUCCCAUAGUUUUGAUAAGCAGAGAUAUUGUGCAGCAGAUCCAUCACAGUGUGAUACUGUCAUCAACUCCAGUCCACCACGCCUUGUUUGUUGCAGUCACUUGGUUUUGGGUUGGUUUUGUUUGGGGCGGGGAGAAGGUGUGCAGUCUAUCUGGACUGAGCUGGAACCUGCAGUGUGUACAGUAGACCUGGAUUCCAGGAAGCUCUCGGAGGUGACCGUCUCCUACUUAGCAGCUGCUGACCACAUGGAACGCCAGUUAACAUGAGCAGUACUGACGGAAGCCCUCUCCUCCCUGGGCUUUACUCGCCGAGAUCUGAAAAAUAAAGUGGCUUAGGUGUAUUUACUGAAAGAAACACUGCCAAAGGUUGGUGAAAGCUGUGUUUGAGAGUAUUGCAUAGCUAGACUCAGGUUGACAGGUGGGAAGGAAGCCCCGGCCAGGGGGGCCCUCAGCGUCCGGCUGGUGCACUCAGGCAUUCUGCCUGCAUUUUGCUGUCACUCUGUUCACUUGUUCUGAGAUGAAAGACAGUCUUAGUUUAUGCAAAGUUCAAACAACUAACCACUGCCUGUUUGCUCCCAAGGAGAUUGUUUUUCUGAGUUUUCUGUUUUGAUUAGGACCUUAGUGACUGUUCCUCCUGUCAAAUAUCUGUUUAGGUUCCCCACUUCUUUAAAACAUCUACAUUUUUGUUGGCUUGAAGACCACUUUUAUUUCUGUUUGCUUCACAAGAGGGGUGAUUGGUGGUGGGAUAGCAGAGGUAAACAGAGAUGUAGAUCGCAACCUGUUCAACCCAGGCAGGAAGUAACUGUAGCUUUAUCUCUGAUUUUGUCAAGCUUUAAGCACUUUGUAAGACAAGGCCAUAGUAACUUUAUCAGAAUUUUAGACAGCCAUGUUAGGUUACUAGUCAUUGAAUUCAUUCCAUUACCUCAUAUGAUCCCAGCAAUUGAGGUGUUAUCCAGAGAUGAAAGGCCAGUGAAAUGAACACCUCUGCUAUGUGGGUGUUAAGAGAAAUUCUAAAAAUUAUGUAACUGCAAUGUUGGGUAUCACAUUUAUUUUCCAUUUUGAUAACUUCAUCAGUCAACUUCCACAACAAUGAAAGUUGACCAGUUAUUCCCAAAUAAAAAGCAAGCAACUCUUA